CGAUGUGAUUGUUUGUCACAUUUUGUUUUACCAUUUAUUAUUGUUGCAUCGCUAGAUAAUUUUUAAUUUAAUGUAAUUUAUUUGUAUUUACACACUUGUUUUAAGCUAUAUUCUUGUAAAUAAUGAUAUAUCUAAGUUACUCCGUCAUUAGUCCUGAUUAUUGAGCAAUAGAACUAUACAAGUGAAGUGUAAUCAUAUAAAUGGCUGGCGACAACGAGCGAAGUAAACAUCGGACCCCAGAACGGUAUCAAAGUAAGGAAAAAGAUAGGCAGAGAAGCCCUAACAGAGAGAAGCGGGAACGCAGUCGAGAUCGCCACAGGGGCAGCAAAGAACGACGGGGAAGCCGGGAUAGGGACAGGUAUGGGGACAGCAGUAGUGAACGGCUGAGGGACAGGAGGAAUUGCACCGAAAGGGACCGCUCAGAGAGGCCGCAGAACCGUGAUAGAGGCAGGAGCUCCUAUAGGGAAUACAAUGGUGGAGGGUUGGGAGGAGGACUAGGUAGUGGAGCGCCUGCACCCAAGGGUCGCUACAAGCCCCAAGAAGAGGAGUUCUUAGAUGCCAGACGGGAGGAGAGGGAGAGGAUAGGGGAGGUAGGAGUCUCCUCCGUUUGGGGAAAGUCACCUACCAGACCUGAUUCUGAUGAGGAGCCACCGCCAAACAGUUCAGAAAAGAGCAAAGAGAAGAAAAAAAGCAAAAAGUCCAAAGACAAAGCAGACACGAAAGUAAAACUAAAGAAAUUAAAGAAAAAACUAAAGAAGAUAAAAAAGGCACGCAAGAAAGCCAAGAAGAAGUCCAAAAGUACAAGCAGUGAUAGUAGUUCCAGCAGCGAGGAAGAAAUCUGGGUGGAAAAAGGAACGGAGCCGGGGCCCGAGGGCGCGGCGGGCGAGGCGGCGGGCGAGGCGCCGGGCCCGUCGCCGCGCGCGGGCGGGGCGCUGGCGCCGCGCGACUUCGGGCGCGCGCUGCUGCCGGGCGAGGGCGCCGCCAUGGCCGCCUUCGUGGCCGAGGGCAAGCGCAUCCCGCGCCGCGGCGAGAUCGGCCUCACGUCCGACGAGAUCGCGUGCUACGAGUCCGUGGGCUACGUCAUGAGCGGCAGCAGGCACCGGCGCAUGGAGGCGGUGCGCAUCCGCAAGGAGAACCAGAUCUACUCGGCCGACGAGAAGCGCGCGCUGGCCGCCUUCAGCAAGGAGGAGCGCGCCAAGCGCGAGAACGCCAUCCUGGCGCAGUUCCGCGACGUGCUGAGCGCGCGCGCGCUGCGCCGCGACGACUAGCCGCCGCCCGCGAGCGCACCCGCACGCCCGCAUCGAGGUGUGGUGGAAGUACCUUUAAUUCUUACUUUCAAUAAAUAUAUAUCUAAACUAAAAUCAAAAAGAAAAAUUGUUUUGUUUGUUUGUACCCAAGCUUCGAAAGUUCUAGACCGAUGUUAGCCAUUUCAUCGCCAAAAAGAAAGCUUAACUAUCGCGAA
This is a messenger RNA of Pararge aegeria (speckled wood butterfly), 1462 nucleotides long. RefSeq names its product NKAP family protein CG6066. Bases 201 to 1268 code for a protein of 355 amino acids. Lineage: Eukaryota; Metazoa; Arthropoda; Insecta; Lepidoptera; Nymphalidae. The transcript has 5 exons. The record is from RefSeq and is a predicted model, not a curated record. Gene Ontology annotation, cellular component: nucleus. Gene Ontology annotation, molecular function: chromatin binding. Gene Ontology annotation, biological process: regulation of gene expression.